Terrapene triunguis (Three-toed box turtle) is the source of this 2968-nucleotide messenger RNA. RefSeq lists its product as uncharacterized. Gene Ontology annotation, molecular function: G protein-coupled ATP receptor activity; rRNA binding; neurotransmitter receptor activity. The transcript is spliced from 14 exons. The record is from RefSeq and is a predicted model, not a curated record. Gene Ontology annotation, cellular component: plasma membrane; preribosome, large subunit precursor. NCBI's taxonomy places the organism in Eukaryota, Metazoa, Chordata, Testudines, Emydidae. The coding region runs from base 139 to 2799 and encodes 886 amino acids. Gene Ontology annotation, biological process: G protein-coupled receptor signaling pathway; rRNA processing; ribosomal large subunit assembly.
AAGAACCAGAAGCGGGCGCGGGCGGCCGCCCAGCAGCGGGCCCAGGAGCAGUUCGCUUCCGUUCCUCACUCCUUCGUCUUCCACCGCGGGCGCGUGGGCCGGAGCCUGCAGCAGCUCAUCCUGGACGUGCGGCGGGUGAUGGAGCCGUUCACAGCCAGCACCCUGCAGGUGCGGAAGAAGAACUCGCUGAAGGAUUUUGUGGCGGUGGCGGGGCCCCUGGGCGUGACGCACUUCCUGGUCUUCACCAAAUCCCCCACCAACGUUAACUUCAAACUCGUCCGUCUCCCGGGAGGCCCAACACUGACCUUCAAAGUCACACAGUACUCGCUCAUCAAGGACGUGGUGUCCUCCCUGAAGCGCCACCGCAUGCACGAGCAGCAGUUCACGCACCACCCGCUGCUGGUGCUCAACAACUUCGGCCUGCAGCAGAUGCACGUCAAGCUGAUGGCCACCAUGUUCCAGAACAUGUUCCCCUCCAUCAACGUGCACAAGGUCAACCUCAACGCCAUCAAGCGGUGCCUGCUGAUCAGCUACAACUCGGACUCCCAGCUUCUGGACUUCCGGCACUACAGCCUGAAGGUGGUGCCUGUGGGGGCGAGCAAAGGCCUCAAGAAGCUGCUGCAGGAGAAAUUCCCCAACAUGAGCCGGCUGGAGGACAUCAGUGAGCUGCUGGCCAAGGACAUUAACCUGUCGGAGAGCGAGGCCGAGCAGGACGGGACCCACAAUAUCCUGGAGCUGCCCCAGGCAUACGCGGGCCGGGGGAACAUGAAGGCCCAGCAGAGCGCAGUGCGUCUCACUGAGAUCGGGCCCCGAAUGACCCUGCAGCUCAUCAAGGUGGAGGAAGGGUUGAACCAGGGCAACGUGCUCUACCACAGCUUCAUUCUCAAGACGGAGGAGCAGCUCCGGGCGGCCCUGGCCAGGAAGGGGGAGCGGCUGCGGCUGAAGGCAGAGCGGCGCCGCAGGCAGGAGGCCGACGUGCAGCGCAAGAAGGAACAGCGGGAGGCCCACAGGAAGCAGAGCCUGGCCGGGAUCAGGAGGAAGCAGCAGCAGGGGGAGGAUGGUGACAGUGGUGCCGAGGAUCCUGGGAUGCCGGAGGACCAGGACCCGGCCAACCAAUCAGACGACGACGCGGAAUAUUACCGGCAGGAAGUGGGCGAGGAGCCCGACGCAGAUCUGUUCCCCAAAAGCACCAAGAGGAAACACGGGCCCCCGCGCUCCCCCCAGCCCAGCAAGAGACUCAGAACCAGCCAGCCUGGGGAGCAGCCUGCCAGCCGCAAGGCGAAGCACAGGAGACCCCCUGGCCAGCUGCAGAGGGGCGGGCGCAGCCCCAGGCAGCAGAGGGAGAUUGGGAACUCUCAGAGGUCUGGCCAGCAGAAGGACCCACGGAGCCUUAAGGGCCGCGGGCAGCAGCGAGGAGCACGGAGUCCAAAGCCGAAAGGACCCAGGCAUCCGGGGCAGCAGGGAACCAAGCGAGGUCCUAGGCUCAAAGGGCCGGGGAAGCCGGGGCUGCGGAGGAAGCAGGCAGCCCGGGGGCAGGGGGGGCGCCAGAGGCCCCGGGCCCCCAAGAAGGGGUGCGGCCCCCGCUCAGGAUGGGAUCUCUGGGCGGUUCCCGCCCUUCACCGAUGUGGCGGGAGGCUGAGGCGCGGGCUGCCAGGGCAGUGUGCUAGGCCCUCCCACCACCCUCCGGCUGGGGGGGAAGGGGUGGAGCAGCGUCUUCAGGCUGCAGCCAGCUGCCAGCAGGAAGGAACACCCUGCUACUGCUUCCCUCUCCAGCCUGUGGUGGGUCCUGCUGCCCCCGGGGCGCAGCGCAGUGCCAGGAUGACUGCUACAGGUCCUGAGGGGCCGGGGGCCUGCAAUGCUUCCUUCAGUAAGUUCCAGGAGCACAUGUGGCCAGUGCUGACGGUGGAGUUCUUCCUGGCCUUUGCCGGCAACGCCUUCGCCAUCUACCGCUUCGUGGUGCGUGAGCGCCCCUGGCACACGGGCAUCGUGUACUCCUUCAACCUGGCAGUCAGCGACCUGCUCUACGCCCUCUCCCUGCCCUUCCUGGCCGCCUACUACUACCCGCCCAAGCACUGGCGCUACGGCCCGGCCCUCUGCAAGCUCGAGCGCUUCCUCUUCAGCUGCAACCUGUACGGCAGCAUCUUCUUCCUCACCUGCAUCAGCCUGAACCGCUACCUGGGCAUUGUGCACCCGCUGCUGGUGCACGGCCGGCUGGAGCCGCGCCACGCCAAGCUGCUGAGCGGCGCCGCCUGGCUGCUGGUGGCCGGCCUCUCCGCCCCCACCCUGCACUUCUCGGAGCUGCAGCCCAGGGGGAACUGCACCGAGUGCAUGGGCAGCGCCACGAACGAGCAGCUGCCCCACUACCUGCCCUACAGCCUCUUCCUGGCGGCCUUCGGCUGCGGGCUGCCCUUCCUGCUCACGCUCUUCUCCUACGCGGCCAUCCUCCGCACCGUCUGCCGCAACCCCCACAUCACGCGGCUGGAGAAGCGCAAGGUGGGGAGGCUGGUGAGCGUGGGGGUGGCCCUCUACGCUGUCUCCUACCUGCCCUACCACACCCUGCGCAACCUCAACCUGCACCUGCGUCAGCAGUGUCUGCUGGGCAAGGCGCCGAACUACCAGCAUGCGCUGUUUGUCCACUCCGCCUACCAGCUCAGCAAGAUCCUGGUCACCAUCAACAUCUGCGCCCACCCGCUGCUCUACGCCGCCCUGGCCGACAGCAUGCGGGGCUGGUGCAGGGCCCCCCGCGGGCAGGACAGGGGCCAGUCCGCAGAGAACACGGAGCUCAAGGCCUGUGGCUGACACCGGGGAUGGAACCAGCCUCCCCCCCCCUUUGUGCUGCCAGCACACAGGGCUGGCUCCCCCCACCCCGCAACCCAGGGCAGACCACGCAGGGGGUAACAGCAGCUGCCCCGGCUGCCUGCCCCAAACUCUGGGGAGGCAGCUCCUCCCUCCUCAGCUAGACGCCAAC